AUGGCAUUGGCUAUACAACUAUCUCCACAAAAUGGCUCAAACUGCGCCUACUUGUCCCACAAAAUUUACUGUUAUGGUGGAUCUACUGGUGCAGGAGACUCAUCCAGCGAUAACGACGUAUUGAUGGCAUUGGAUAUCAACAGCAACAACAAAGAAGCAACACCCUAUCAGAAUUUGAACAGUCAGUGGCAGCCGAUACCCAUGACUACGACGACAAUCAGUUUAGGAAAAAGAAGCGCUCCCCAUGUAGCAUCACUACUGGAUGGAAAGCGACUGAUGAUCUAUGGAGGGUACAACAACAAUGCUACAUCAAAGCUUUCGAACCAAGCUGUAUUGUAUAAUGCGGAAUCCAACCAUUGGGAGUCUCUGCCCAACUUCAAUGACGCUGCCAAUGGUGGAGAUCGACAAAUAUACAAUGGAACUGCUGUAUCAGUGCCUCAUUUGAAUGCCAUUGGAUUUUAUGGUGGAUAUGAAGAACAUGUUCAAAUUGAAUCAGGUUACACUCUCUCUACGGGUGCAAAGCUGUCCAAUCUUACAUUUACCAAUGUUGAUGGUAUCUCUAAUAGCUAUGUUGGGUUUUACUAUUUCACUUUGUUUGAUUUGAAUCUAAAUACUUGGACCACUCCACAACAAUACAACCCACCUUUAACACAUCACACUGCGCUUACCUCAACCUAUCAUCCGGACAGUAAACGGAUUAUCUACAUGGGAGGAGCUUAUUAUGACCCAACCGGUAGUCGACUAUUCACAAAUCUGUUGAACCGUAGCAUGAUCUUUGAUACCACUAAUGGACAGUGGAUCAAACAAGAUCUCUUGGGUGCCACUGUACCUAGACCUCGCACGAUGCAUACAGCGACUCUUUUGCCUGAUGGUAAUACCAUACUAUUAUACGGUGGAACAGGAAAUGGAAUCAAUGCAACCGCUGACUACUGCUACACAUUGGAUGUUCCUACCAUGACAUGGACUCGUCAAUCACUGAUUGCACCAUUAGGUACCUCCUCUGGCCCUCGCUUUCAACACUCAGCUGUCUUGGUGGAAAAUGCUGUCUUUAUUCUGUUUGGUAUCGACAAAGAUGCCAAUCCUACGUUUGACUUGCUCGUGCUGGAUGUACGAAAUGUCGGUGCAAUUCAAUUUUCAAGCAAAUAUCCUUUAGAUGCUAGUGGGUCUAGCAACUCAAAUUCAAAUGGAUCAUCCAGUCAUGACGGUACUGGAGCAGGAGGAGGAAAAGACAAGUCUGGAUUAAGCUCAGGAGCAACCAUUGGCAUUGCUGUAGGUUGUAGUAUUGUGGGCGUUUUACUGGUUGCUGUAUGUAUUUUUGUCAUGCGAAGAGCAAGACAACAGCGCCGUCAUACAACAGCAAGGCAGCAUGGGGAUGAUACUUAUGGGCCAUCAUCAUUAUCAAAUCAUCAUGACGUGAGUACGGCCACCAAACAGCAAGAGCAUGAAAUGAUGCAAGUAGACUGGGAUAAAAUUGAAAAGAUAGAUCCACCACAUCAGUUUAUUGUCAAAAGCACCAGCAGCAAUGAUGUAACGAAACCUUCAGUAGACAGUAAUCUGAACAUGACAUUGCCAGAUGUAGUUGUGCCGGUAGAAAAGCCAGAUGGCAAAUAG
Molecule: messenger RNA, 1611 nt
Organism: Mucor velutinosus
Lineage: Eukaryota; Fungi; Mucoromycota; Mucoromycetes; Mucorales; Mucoraceae
Exons: 9
Coding region: 1-1611 (536 amino acids)
Molecular function (GO): protein binding
Source: RefSeq, a predicted model, not a curated record